Messenger RNA from Trichechus manatus latirostris (Florida manatee), 273 nucleotides. Its product is annotated as zinc finger protein 766-like. NCBI's taxonomy places the organism in Eukaryota, Metazoa, Chordata, Mammalia, Sirenia, Trichechidae. Bases 1 to 273 code for a protein of 90 amino acids. The record is from RefSeq and is a predicted model, not a curated record. Gene Ontology annotation, biological process: regulation of DNA-templated transcription. The transcript is spliced from 3 exons.
AUGGAUUUCAUAUCCUCUGAUGGAACAGGACUGUUGACAUUCAGGGAUGUGGCCAUAGAAUUCUCUCAACAGGACUGGGAAUGCCUGGACCCUGCUCAAAGGGCUUUGUACAGGGAUGUGAUGUUGGAGAACUACAGGAACCUGGUCUCCCUGGGAAUCUCUCCUUCUGAGAUGAAUAUUAUCUCUAUUUUGAAGAAAGACACAGAGCCCUGGACUGUGGAGAAGAAGAAAACAGCAAAAAAUCCAGGUAUGUGGGAAUAUAUCAAGAUGUGA